This is a messenger RNA of Adineta steineri, 3780 nucleotides long. The record is from the annotation of a GenBank genome assembly. NCBI's taxonomy places the organism in Eukaryota, Metazoa, Rotifera, Eurotatoria, Adinetida, Adinetidae.
AUGCCGUUUUCACUCAAUAUUUUUUAUUCACGUUUACUUGUUCGUCAUCAUUGGUUGGUACUUAGUCUUAUUGUAUUUUGUUGUGUUUCAUUAACCGCUAUUGCUUUUGUAUUUACAAAAUUACCUGAUCUAUCUGAUCCACGAAUAGGAUGGGGAGCACGUGGAAAAGGUACAAUAUUUUCUCAAUUAAUGGUAUUACGUCAUGCAGCAGAAAGAUUUCGUCAUGCUUAUGAUUUACCAUUAGAUGAAAAUGAAUUAUUUGGUAUGUUUGAACAAUUUUUUAAUGUAACGGUAGAUGAUCUGGAUGAAAAUACAUAUCGAUCUGAUGUACUUAAAAAAUAUGAUAUUUGGAAAAAGAAAAAAUCCAAAGAAGAUAAUAAUGAAUUGGUUGAUUAUCAUGAUCUUAAUAGAGAAUUUUAUGAUAAUACUGAAGAUGAAGAUUAUGAUGAAAAUUCUGAAUCAAAAUCUCUUUAUCAAUGGAAUCGUGAUCGACAUUUUGAUGUUGAAAAUUUAAUAACAAAAUAUGUCGAUAAUAAAAUGAUUAAUAUAACUAUAUUAGAUUUUGUUAGCAAUCUACCACAAUUUAAUAAAACAAGUUAUAAAUCAACUCGAUUAUCUUUUGAUCUUUUUCGACCAUAUGCGUAUCUACUCGAAGCAAAAUAUCGUGGGCAAACAGGUCGUGAUGGUAUGAUUGAAUUCUAUAUUGAACGUUCAAAUAUCAAUGAUGAUUUAUUAUCACUUGAUCAUUUACGUUCAAUAUGUCAAUGGGAAAAAAAAUUCAAAGAUAUUCUUACUCUUAAUCAUGUUCAAAGUCUUUCCUUAGCAACAUUUGUUGCAUUAUAUUCAUCAAAAAAUGAUUGCCAAUUAAUUACUUCGAACGAUAUUGAACGUUUUCGUUCAAUACUUCAUACAUGUUUACCUUAUUAUAUCAAUGGUUAUAUGGAUAUAUCAUUAAGUGAUGAAUUUGUGACUCUUGUCGGAAUGAAACAUCAGUCUACGGAUUGGACAUAUCAAGAACAAGUCAAAGCAAUUUAUACAACUUUACGUCAUACAUGUUUCUAUAAGAAUAUAACACGUUUUAUAUUGGAUCAUUUUGUUGAUAAAAAUUUUAUUUAUGAUUUUCAACAAUCAAAAAUUAAUUCAAAAGUAUCGAAAUCCAUGAUAUAUAUAAGCAAUUAUAAAAUAAUUCAAUAUAAUCGUACACGUGAUCAAACAAUGUGUUUAAAACGACAACCAUAUUCAAUAAAAUAUUGUCAACAACGUGGUUGUAUGAAUGAUUAUCAAGAUAAAAUGAUAUCGAAAUUGUGUAUUGAUCAAGCACCACCAUUAGGUAAUUGUGAAAAAUAUUGUCAAUGUAAAUAUCAAUGCAUCAAUGAAACCGAACAAGUCAUUUUAUUAACACCAAUUUUCAAAGAACAAGAAUUAAUUAAUUUAUAUAGAAAAUAUUUUGCUGGAAAACAACUAUUUUCAACGUAUAAAAAUCAAUUUAUUAAACUUAUUGCAUUAAAUUUUGCUUAUGUUCGAGAAAAAGCAGCAAUGGUACAAGUAUAUAAAGAUACAUUUCUUUCGGUGAUUGCUGCAGGAUUAAUUAUAAUAAUAACCAUAGUUUAUUUACGUAGUAUUACAAUUGCUUUUAUGAUUGUUCUUGGUACAACAUUAUCAUUAGGUGUUAGUUAUUUUAUUUAUCGUGUUAUUUAUGGUAUACCGAUAUUUCCAACAUUGAAUUUUUUAUCUAUUUUUAUAUUAAUUGGUAUUGGUUGUGAUGAUAUAUUUGUAUUUUUUGAUACGUGGGAUCAUGAAAAAAAGGAAUGGUUAAGAAAAUAUCAUGAUAAACAACAACAACAAAUUGAUUUCGAGACAAAUAUUCCAUUAAAUGAUUUAAAUACACGCGAAGAAAUUCAAACAACGAAAGAUGAAUUUUCUAAUGAUUCUCUAGAUGAAGAAGCAUUGAUUGAAAUCAUGUCGAAAACAUUAAAACAUGGUGGAAAAUCAAUGUUUGUAACAUCAUUUACAACAACUGCAGCUUUUUUUACUAAUAUGUUAACAAAUAUUUCAUUUAUUCAAGUUUUUGGUGUUUAUACUGGAACAUCAAUUUUACUUUAUUUUCUUAUUACAAUUACAGCUAUUGCUGCUUUUGCUGUUAUUUACGAAAAACAUAUUCGAAAUAUUUCAUCUUGUGUAUGUUUUACCAAAACAAUGAAAACAUCAUUUAUAAAAUUCUGUCAACGUUUUCGAGAUUAUAUUUUUAAUUAUUUAAUGCCAUUGAUAAUCAUUAAAUUACGUUAUUUUUUAGUACUAUUCUUCUUCUGUUUAGGCAUUUUAGGUCUUAUUGGUGUUUUUUAUUAUCCAAAAUUUGAAGCACCAUCAACAUAUAAAGUAAAUUUCUUUGGAAAAAAUCAUCCAAUGGAAAUCUAUGAAUUCGGAAUGAAACCUCAAUUUAACGGUUAUAUUAAAGAAUACAAUCGUUUUUUUGCGUAUCCAGAAAUUUCAUUUGUAUUUGGUAUACGUGAUAUUGAUGAUGGAUAUAUAUUUGAUAUGAAUGAUCGUGGUCAUCUUCAUUUAAUGCCAAUUGAUUUACAUCGUUUAGUAACUUUAGAUUUUUUUAAACAAUUUAUUCAAGAUUUAGGAAAAAGAAAUGAUUUAUUUCUUUCGAAUUAUGAUUUAGAAAGAGAUUUUAAUGCUUUUUAUCAGCUUAGCAAACAAAAUAGUUUCAUAGAUGAAGUAAAAUACAAUCUAUCAAAAACAAACGAUUUAAAGAUGAUUAAUGAAACGAUACGUGAUGCAAUCAUUGAAAAUAAUCAACGUUCAGCAUUAAAAGAAGCUAUGCAAUGUAUAACAGGUACAGCUGGAGAAAAUAAUAUUCCAAUUGAAUUUUGUCAAGAACAAUUGAAAAAACAACGACCAUAUAGUUGGACUGUUUUACUUGAGAAACCAUCAUCAAUUGAUGGAAGUGUUCGACCAUUUGCAAUUUUUAUUACAAUUCGUGGUAAUCUUAAUAAUACAAAUUAUAAAUCUUACGAUGUAUAUUAUCGUAAAAUAAAAGAUUUUUUUGAUCCAUAUAUAAAAAAAUAUGCGCCGAUACAUUUAAAACAUGGUUGGUUUUCUUCUCCAACAUUUGCAUUUUAUGGUAUUCAACGUGAAACAGUUGUUGGUUCUUAUUCAUCUUUAGUUGUAUCACUUGGUAUAGCUUUACUUGUUUUAUUUUUAACAUCAGGAAAUUUAUUUAUUGCAAUUUAUGCUUUGAUUACAAUGACGUUUUCUAUAAAUGUUGCUAUUGCUAUAUUUGCUACUUUAAAAUGGGAAUUAGGUGUUGUUGAAGCUAUUAUUUUAAUUAUGUCUGUUGGAUUAUCAGUUGAUUUUGUUGUUCAUUUUGGUGUUGGCUAUAUUCAUGCAGAUCCAAAUAGAAUUGAUCGUGAAAGAAAAAAAGUGAGAAAUCGAUAUUUAUCCACAGCAACAGAAUCGUCGAGCUUUCGUUUAUUAUGGAAAGAACAUGAAGUUGAACGUGAAAUACGUGUAAGAGAAUCUAUAUCUCGUGUUGGUUCAGCUGUAUUUAUGGCAGCUUUUACAACGUUUGCUGCCGGAUUUUCAAUGAUACACGCAUCACUUACUGCUUAUCGAGAAAUGGGUCAAUUUCUGAUGACAAUAAUGUUAACAUCAUGGUUUUUUGCUAUGUUUUUCUUUUUGCCAUUAUGUGCAAUUCUGGGUCCCGUUGGUGCUUAUGGUUCAAUUCCAUUUACGCGAAUUGCUUUACGUUUUAAACGAUGUAUUCAUCGAAACUGA